AUGGCUUUUAACCUUAAGCUCUCUCUUUUCUUUGCUUUCUUGGCAUGCAGCAGCUUGGACUGCUACAAGGCCAGGGCACUACCAUCGGCCUCAGCCUCAAACCUUAUGGCUCGCUUAAAACUAGACGGACACUCGCAGAAUUGCUGGGGCUCUUUGGUGCAACUACAAGCAUGUUCUGGGGAGAUUAUUCUUUUCUUCCUGAACGGUGAGGCUCAGCUUGGUCGUAGCUGUUGCCAGGCCUUGAGGACCAUCGGUGAACAUUGCUGGCCUAACAUGAUUGACACACUCGGGUUUACAGCAGAAGAGGGACAAAUUCUUGAGGGAUACUGCGACAAAGCUGCCGAUCCCACUACUCCGUCGCCACCAGCACCAUCUGUAAUGCCUGCUAAGGUUGUUCCAAAGCAAAAUUAA
Messenger RNA from Populus euphratica (Euphrates poplar), 411 nucleotides. Its product is annotated as egg cell-secreted protein 1.1-like. The transcript has a single exon. Gene Ontology annotation, biological process: double fertilization forming a zygote and endosperm. Bases 1 to 411 code for a protein of 136 amino acids. The record is from RefSeq and is a predicted model, not a curated record. Lineage: Eukaryota; Viridiplantae; Streptophyta; Magnoliopsida; Malpighiales; Salicaceae.